AGACUGCGACUUUUCGACAGGGGCAGUGAUAGGCACCCUGCUUUGGGGCUUUCUGGGUGACACACGCGGCCGCCGCCGCAUGCUGCUGGUGUCGCUGGUGCUGGGCGCCGCGUCCAACGCGCUGGCCAGCAUAUCUGUCAACUGGAUCAUGCUGAUGAUCGUCCAACUAUGCACCGUUACUUUGGGCUCAGGGAUAUACGUGCUGUCAAUGACUCUGCUCAGCGAGAGCGUACCACUACAGAAACGUAAUGUCGCCAUGGUUCUGGUUUCCAGCAUCUUUCUUCUUGCACAAGGCAUUAUAUCAGUAAUGUCUAUACCCAUCAUACCGUUGACGUUUUCUUACCACCUGGAGGCGCUUGGUAUCUACUGGAACUCCUGGCGUACACUGCAGGUGGUGUACUCACUGCCGUGUCUGAUCUGCGCCGUGUUCUGGGUAUUCAUGCAGGAGAGCCCCAAGUACGAACUGGCUAGUGGAAAUGAAGACCAGGCACUGAAGAUCUUGAGGAUCAUCCAUAGGUGGAAUAACGGCAGGAAAGAGGAAGAAUUGCAAGUAAAAGAGCUGUUGCAAGAGACAGAUGCUACACAGAAGAAGUCUGAAGAUGUGAAGGAUCAAAUAGUGCCGCUGUUCAAGAAACCAUAUUUGAAGAGCACGUUGAUCAUGGCCAGUCUCUUUAUACUAUUCCAAAUUAUAGUAGCCUUCGUUGUGUGGGCGCCAAGCAUCGCCAAUCAGCUGAUGAAACUGCUGGAGACAGGCGAGGGUUCGGACCUCACACUCUGCCAGAUCAUAGCCACUGAAGUCGAAGUUAAUCCUGAUGCAACGCCCUGUUCCAUCAACAGCACCGCUAUGUUCCUGCUCCUUGCCAUGUGCUCGCUGCAGUCUGUCUUCAACACCAUACUCAGCCUGAUAGUGAACAAAGCAGGCCGCCGCAACACCGCCAUGGCCGUCGCUUCCCUGUGCGGCUUGUCCGGCGUGCUGGUCAACUUGGUCCCUAACGCCGUGGGCACGGGUGUGCUUUUCGUAGUAUUCUCUCUGGGUGCCGUCACGAUGGGCUUUUACACCGCCAUCGCUGUUACACUGUUCCCCACAAGACUGAGGACCAUGGCUAUGGCCAUGUCAAUGAUAGGGGCACGGUUGAUGAGCGUCGUCUUCAUUCAGAUCGUCAACUACCUUCUCGUCAAUUCUUGCGAGCUGGGCUUCUACCUCUUCUCAGCUCUGUUCGCCUCAUCGACGUUGAUAUUGGCCCUACUACCAGACGACCGCCGUCUGCUCGCGCCGCCGAAACAGCCCGAUCCGGAGUUUCCGGAUGAGCAACAUGAGCAGAGGACAUCUUUUUAAAGUUUCAACGUAUAACUUUAUGAUCUUACUCAUCAUCGCGUCAGCCAAAUGACGUUCAUGGUUAGACAAAGGAUUCUUUGAGGAACGGUCAC
This is a messenger RNA of Cydia splendana, 1428 nucleotides long. Its product is annotated as solute carrier family 22 member 13-like. Bases 80 to 1336 code for a protein of 418 amino acids. Lineage: Eukaryota; Metazoa; Arthropoda; Insecta; Lepidoptera; Tortricidae. The transcript is spliced from 9 exons. Gene Ontology annotation, biological process: transmembrane transport. Gene Ontology annotation, molecular function: transmembrane transporter activity. The record is from RefSeq and is a predicted model, not a curated record. Gene Ontology annotation, cellular component: membrane.